This is a messenger RNA of Rhea pennata, 2806 nucleotides long. It is a transcript of the gene PTPRR, whose product is annotated as protein tyrosine phosphatase receptor type R. Gene Ontology annotation, cellular component: cell junction; plasma membrane; cytosol. Gene Ontology annotation, biological process: signal transduction; peptidyl-tyrosine dephosphorylation. Bases 16 to 1689 code for a protein of 557 amino acids. NCBI's taxonomy places the organism in Eukaryota, Metazoa, Chordata, Aves, Rheiformes, Rheidae. The record is from RefSeq and is a predicted model, not a curated record. The transcript is spliced from 13 exons. Gene Ontology annotation, molecular function: protein kinase binding; protein tyrosine phosphatase activity.
CUCAAUCUGUUAGAUAUGACUGGUCAAGAUCCAGAAGUGGAAAACCUCCCCAUUCCUGCAACAAAUGUAAUUGUUGUGACUCUGCAAAUGGAUGUAAACAAGCUGAAUAUCACAUUGCUUAGGAUAUUUCGCCAAGGAGUGGCUGCAGCAUUGGGACUGUUACCUCAGCAAAUUCACAUCAACAGGCUGAUUGGGAAGAAGAACUGUGUGGAACUGUUUGUGUCCCCAGUAAACAGAAAACCAGGUAUUUCUGAUGCACUCCCAUCUGAAGAAGUGCUGCGUUCACUUAACAUCAACAUUUUGCAUCAGAGCUUAUCACAGUUUGGAAUAACAGAGGUCUCCCCUGAGAAAAAUGUUUUGCAAGGCCAGCGUGAAGCAGACAAAAUCUGGAGCAAAGAAGGAUUUUAUGCAGUUGUCAUAUUUCUCAGCAUCUUUGUCAUUCUAGUAACUUGCUUAAUGGUUUUGUACAGAUUAAAGGAGAAGAUCCAGUUGUCACUGAGACAAGAGAAGGAAAAGAAGCAGGAGAUCCACCUCUCACCCCUUCCCCUCCAGACAUCUCAGUCUGAAUACAAGACCAUUAACAGCAUGGUCCAGCCUGAACAGACUCCAAAAGUUGUAAAUGUUGUAGUGGACCCUCAAGGCCAAUGUGUUCCUGAGCUCAAACCUCCCCUGUCUGCCAGUCCAUCUCCUUUCAGAAUGAAACCUGUGGGGCUCCAGGAAAGACGAGGAUCCAAUGUCUCUCUGACUUUGGACAUGAGUAGUUUGGGGAGUGUUGAGCCUUUUGUUGCUGUGCCGACUCCACGAGAAAAAGUAGCAAUGGAAUACCUACAGUCAGCCGGCCGGGUCCUGACCAGACAGCAGCUCCGCGAGACAGUUGCGUGUUCUCAUUUACUUCAAACAGAAUUCAUGGAAAUACCAAUGAAUUUUGUGGAUCCCAAAGAAAUCGACAUCCCGAGUCAUGGAACUAAAAACCGCUAUAAAACGAUUUUGCCAAAUCCUCUAAGCAGAGUGUAUUUGAAACCAAAAAAUCCAUCUGACUCCUUGAGUACCUACAUAAAUGCUAACUACAUUAGGGGAUAUGGAGGUAAAGAGAAGGCUUUCAUUGCAACUCAGGGACCCAUGAUUAAUACUGUGAAUGAUUUCUGGCAAAUGGUUUGGCAAGAGGACAGCCCUGUCAUUGUCAUGAUCACAAAGCUGAAAGAAAAGAAUGAGAAAUGUGUACUCUAUUGGCCAGAGAAAAGAGGAAUCUAUGGGAAGGUUGAAGUCCUUGUUAACAGCGUGAAAGAAUGUGAGAACUAUACUGUCCGCCAGCUUACAAUAAAGCAAGGGAGUCAGUCCCAGAGCGUGAAACACUAUUGGUAUACAUCCUGGCCAGACCACAAAACCCCAGACAGUGCUCAGCCUCUUUUGCAGCUCAUGCUGGAUGUAGAAGAGGACAGGAUGGAAUCACCUGGCAGAGGGCCUGUAAUUGUACACUGCAGUGCUGGCAUAGGAAGAACUGGAUGUUUUAUUGCCACAGCCAUUGGUUGUCACCAGUUGAAGGAAGAGGGAGUUGUAGAUGCAUUGAGCAUUGUCUGCCAGCUACGAGUGGAUAGAGGUGGAAUGGUUCAGACCAGCGAACAGUAUGAGUUUGUGCACCAUGCACUGAGUCUGUAUGAAAGCAGACUUUCUGCAGAAGCUGUCCAGUGAAGCCUAGGAGGGUAAAGCAGAAUGUCAGUUUCUUGAGGUAAUUUGUUUCAUUACCUACCAGCAGCUUCUUCAAGCAGUUUACUGCAGUGGGAAGAGAGGCUUUGAAGCCAGCUUCGGAAGGAUUGUGGAGAGUUUGGCAAAAGUAUGACGAUUGCUGGACCUUUACUGUAAAUGAAUGUAUUGUGAGCUUCCCAAAAAUGAGUUAUAAAGAAGGUACUGUACUGAAACUACACGUGGAUUUCACAUAUAUAUCUAAAGGUGGGUUUAAUUCUGUAAUACUGAUAUCUGCCGUAUGGAAUGUAUGUAUGUGCUACUGCUGCAGUCAGAUGGACAUUGGAACUUCUAAAGAAGAAAUGUUUAUCAAAUGUAUAAAUGCUUUAACGUUUGCAAACUCUGUCUUGUGAAUGGACUGUCAACUGUACUGUAAAGUGCUAUUACUGAUUAUGUGGUAGGCUUGUUUCUUGGCCACAUAAUAUUCUUGCUGCUAAAAUUGCAAGUGUUCAAUUAUGGAUUAAAAAAAGAAAAAGAAGAUGAGAUAAAAAAAAUUUAAAGUCUUGUUUUUGAAAAUAUUCAAAAGCAGUUAAUAUUUUAUAUGGAAAUAUAUGUUCUUCAUACUAUUAACUAUUAAAUGUAUAUUUACUGUAGGUCUUACAGAGCAGUUACAGAGCACAAUGUCUGUUAUUCAGUGUAUAUGUAUUUACCCUAUACUGUUGAUUGUCUUAGAAGAUGCUUCUGCUACAGACCCAAAUCCAGUGUAUUUGUAAAUUGUGUAAGUCAUUUUACUUUUAAAAGAAACUUUGUAGCGUAUAUUAAAUGGUAAAGAUUUUAAAUAUUUGUCUGUAUUUUAUUAAUAGGGGAUUUUUUGCUUAUGUUGUUUAAUGGCUCUAUCUCUUUCAACAGAGAUGGAUGCCUUUAGUGAUAUGAACUGUUCCAUGAUAGGUUAUACAAGAAGGAAAAUGCUGCUAUGAAUGUUUCAUUUACAAUUUAGUAAGAAUUUUUUCCUUAAGAGAAAUAAGAAGUUGGCAUUAUGACUUACAGCAAGCACUGGGAGGUCUGUUCACAGGGUAUAAUGAGUUUUUAAUGCAGUGAUGUUGACUUUGCUUCAUACUGCUAAUAA